AUGAAAAAGGGAGGUGAUAAGAUCUAUAAAGUCGUAUUCAUUAGACAUGGAGAGUCAAUUUGGAACAAGGAGAACAGAUUCACUGGCUGGACUGAUGUUGGUCUUACUGAAAAUGGAGUUAAGGAGGCCCAUUUCGCUGGUUAACUUCUCAAGUAAAACUAAUUCGGCUUCGAUGUAGCAUUUACAUCUGUUCUCACAAGAGCUAUUAUGACUUACAAUUCAAUUGCUACUGAAUUGAAUGGACAUUACGUUCCAGUUCAUAAGCACUGGAGACUAAAUGAGAGACAUUAUGGCGCUCUACAAGGUCUUAACAAGGCUGAAACUGCUGCUAAACAUGGAGAAGCAAAAGUGCUUGAAUGGAGAAGAUCUUAUGAUAUCCCCCCUCCUCCUCUUGAGGAUAAUGAUGAAAGACACCCAAAGCUUGACCCAAGAUAUGCUGGUCUACCUUAAGAUGUACUUCCAAAGACUGAAUCACUUAAACUAACUGUUGACAGAGUCUUACCAUUCUGGUAUGAUCAAAUCUGUCCAGCAAUCCUUGAUGGUCAAAGAGUGAUUGUUGCUGCACAUGGUAACUCUCUUAGAGCUAUUGUUAAGCAUUUGAGUGGCAUGAGUGAUGCUGAGAUCAUCAAGUACAAUAUCCCAACUGCCUGCCCCCUUGUUUACGAGUUCGAUCAAAACCUUAAACCUUUGAAAAACUACUAUCUCCUCGACGAAAAGACUCUCAAGGAAAGAAUGCAAGCAGUUGCCAACCAGGGAAAGGCUCACUGA
This is a messenger RNA of Stylonychia lemnae, 768 nucleotides long. The record is from the annotation of a GenBank genome assembly. NCBI's taxonomy places the organism in Eukaryota, Ciliophora, Spirotrichea, Sporadotrichida, Oxytrichidae.